Messenger RNA from Epithele typhae, 2205 nucleotides. RefSeq lists its product as uncharacterized. The record is from RefSeq and is a predicted model, not a curated record. The transcript has 10 exons. NCBI's taxonomy places the organism in Eukaryota, Fungi, Basidiomycota, Agaricomycetes, Polyporales, Epitheliaceae. The annotation marks the transcript as partial.
AUGUCAACUACCGAAAACGCUCCCGAAGACCCGUUUUCAGAUUUCCAGUGGAAGAAGUCCGAGGUUUCGGAGAUGCGAAAAGCGAUAGAGAAGUGGAAGCCUGCACAAACGGCAACCCGCCGGACAAUUGAGAAGAACUUGGUGGAGGUCUUUCUGCAUCAGCGAGGUCUUGACGCCCCGUUCUUGGCGGGCUUCGUGCAAAAGAAAUGUUCGCUGUGGUUCAGCAACCACACUGCCGACCGCCAGGAGGGAACACCGGACUGGUGCGGUCUCAGGUUGUUCACCGGUCGUGGCCUCUGGUACAGUAAGAACUUCAAAGAAGUUGAACAGCAGGCGGGCAAGGAUGCGACGUUUGGCAUGAAAAACAGCCAGGCAGCGGAGAUGUGGAAGCUACUCGACGAGGAGGAGCAAGAGGAGUGGCUGGAUUUGGCUGCCGAGUACAACACGAAGCCGCCACCUCCGGACGUUCAGCGAGACUACGCAAACAAGAAUAUGGUCCACAUUGUCGAAGAGUUUAUCAAGUUCUUGUUCCGUAUUUGUGGUGCAGCGGUCUUUGUAUACACAACCCGCCCAGCUGUUGGCGGUCAGGUCAAUACCCAUUUCGACGAUACCACGCAGUACAUUGACAAUGCUACUGCGCUUCAAAAGCACGAGCUCUGGGACACCAACACGAAGGUGGCCUGCUUGGAGACCUUCGGUAGGCUCCUCGGCAUGGCCGGCGAUGAGGGCCCCCCGGCGCUCCGUGAUCACAACCUCUUUCGUCGGCAGCGGCGGGAUCGCUCAACGACGGUCCCGUUUGAAUACAAGUAUGGUCUGCCGCAGCCAUAUUGUUCUCCUCGCAAUGGGAAGAAGAUGACAACAAAGGAUGUUUACGCUCACGGUUGCGACUUUUUCCGUCUUCAUCUGAGUCUCGCGACUGGGGACGGCGUCUUGCUCAAUUCUGUCCCAUGGAGCACCAUCAAACUGGAACUCGAAAAAUACAUCCCGGGAGAAUACCUGACGACAGAAUUCAAGGACAAGUUUGACUGCAUGAGCAAGAUGUCAGUCAUCGCUCAGAAGAACUGGAUUACGCACAUCCUGAGGACUGAGGCAUCAUUACCGGUACCGGAAGACUUCACCGAGCCUGAGCCGGGGAAGGUGUUUCAAGUUCCGGAAGGGCGCUUCCACCUCUUGCGCGGUCUGUAUAAGCCCACUGCCGAUCAUAUCCCGGGUCAAUACCGAGCCCUCCUUUGUGAUGACGUCACCGAGAACGCACCCACCAACAUUACCGAAACCGGACGACGAAGACAAUUCUUCGAGGAGGAGGCUGAUAAGGAGGACCGGGAAGAGGAUGAGUUCGACGAGCUCCGAUCCGGUGAUGGUGGCCACGACGACUCCGACGACAACACCGCGAGCGACAAGGAGGAUCAGGAGAACGAAGAAGAAGAUGAGGAUGGCGACGGUGAUGAGGUUCGGAAGUCGCUCGGUAUUGACGAGACACCCACUGGUGCGUCGGAAGACUAUGACGGCCCAGGGUACGUCGAAGUCAGGACACCACCGCCGUCAGGCCUCCGUUCGCCGGUUGUGCGUCGAACAACCGUACUUCCGGCGGUGCGUCCGGCACCGUACGGUGUCAAACCCGGCGGGGUCGUCCCGUUCCUCGAGAGCUUGUGCGCCGAGACGCAGUACCAGAACCUCCUGACCCGUGUAGCCAAGGCGCUCGAGACGAAGGUGGACAUUCCACCCAUUCCAGCCGCUCCGUGGGCAACAUGGGCUAACGUCCACGGGUUUGUUGGCCAUGAUCUCUACAACGACGCACAAGAGAUGGUCCGACUGCUCGACUGGAUCGGCGAUCAAUCGGUCCGCGAGGAUCUUGACCGCGUCUCGGUGCAAAGGAUCUGCUUGGUGUUUGGACUCCUUGCCCGAGACUCGCGUCAAGCGAACGACUUCCGAGAGGAGUCCCCUCCGCCGGAAUUCGACAGCGGAGAUGAUUUCGGGCAGAGCGCCUUGACGCUAUUGCGUUGCGGCGCAACUGGGUGGAACCGAAACGGACCGGUCCAUGCCACGCCCAGUGAAGAAGAAGGGAAAGCAGUAGACAAUGACUCUGGCCCUUCAUCGUCCACUUUGCCCGGCAACGGACAAACGGGGGCUACCGAGGGGAUUACCGGCGGGAAGGCAGUUGAGAGUUCGACCAAGAAAACGGUGAAGCCGCCGCAGCAACCCCCG